CUGGGUGCAGAGCUUUGGCCACGAGGGGCUGGGUCUGCUGCUAGACAUUCUGGAGAAGUUGCUUCACAAGAAACACCAGGAGAAACCUGACAAGAAGAGCCAGCAUAAAAUUAUCCAGUGCCUCAAAGCCUUCAUGAACAACAAGUAUGGUUUGGAGCGUAUCCUGGGAGAGGAGAUGAGUCUCUCCCUGUUGGCCCGAGCUAUGGAUCCGACCCAGCCCGCCAUGAUGACUGACGUGGUCAAGCUGCUGUCAGCCAUCUGCAUUGUGGGCGAGGAGAACACUUUGGAGAAGGUCCUUGAAGCCAUCACCACGGCAGGAGAGCACAGGGCCACGGAGAGGUUCAGUCCUAUCGUAGAAGGACUCAGAGAUCGCUCCGUCCAAUUACAAGUGGCCUGUAUGCAGCUCAUCAAUGCGCUGGUGACAUCUCCAGAUGAGCUGGACUUCAGGCUUCACAUCAGGAAUGAGUUUAUUCGCUCUGGCCUCAGAGAGAUAUUGCCGCAUCUGACAGCGAUCAGGAACGAUGCUCUGGACAUUCAGCUCAAGGUGUUUGAGGAGCACAAGGAGGAAGAUAUGAUGGAGUUCAGUCACCGCCUGGAGGACAUCAAGAGUGAACUGGAUGAUGUGGGAGAUGUGUUCAACGUGGUACAGAGUAUGGUGAAGGACAGCGGGGCGGAGAUAUACUUCCUCUCCAUCCUACAACACCUUAUGCUCAUCCGGAACGACUACUUUGUCCGGCCCCAGUACUUUAAGAUCAUAGAGGAGUGUGUGUCUCAGAUCGUCCUCCAUCGCAGUGGGACCGACCCAGACUUCACCUACCGAAAACGCCUUGACGUAGACUUCAGUGUCCUCCUGGAGGUGUGUGUGGACAAGGCUCAGCUAGAGGAGUAUGAGCAGAGAGCUGCUGACUUGGCUGUGAAGUUUGACGAGGAGUACCUGGGCCGACAGGAGGCUCAGGCUCAGCUGCUGAAGAGUGAAGAGAAGAUCAAUGAACUGCAGGCAGAGCUACUGGCCUUCAGGUCCCAGUUUGGAGCUGUACCAGUGGUCCUCUCCUCAACCCAGCCAUCCCAGGCCAGCUUCACCCCCUCCUCCUUUCCUCCCCCCCCUCCUCCUCCUCCUUCUGGUCCGGGAGGUCCCAUGCCUCCUCCCCCUCCUCCUCCUCCCCCACUCCCAGGCUACGGCCCUCCUCCCCCGUUCGGCUGUCCCCCUCCUCCUCCUCCUCCCCUGGGGUUCUGUGGGCUGGGUUCUCCUACCCACCACACCUUGCCUUUCGGCCUCCGGCCCAAGAAGGAGUUCAAGCCUGAGACUUCCAUGAAGCGCCUCAACUGGUCCAAGAUCCGCCCCCAGGAGAUGUCAGAGAGCUGUUUCUGGGUGGUGGCUAACGAGGAUCGCUAUGACAACCCCGACCUCCUCAACAGACUGGCACACACCUUCGGCUCAUACAGACCAGGUCAGGAUAACUACUGCU
Messenger RNA from Coregonus clupeaformis (lake whitefish), 1466 nucleotides. RefSeq names its product protein diaphanous homolog 3-like. The transcript is spliced from 13 exons. Gene Ontology annotation, cellular component: cytoplasm; actin filament. Gene Ontology annotation, biological process: actin cytoskeleton organization; actin filament polymerization. The annotation marks the transcript as partial. Lineage: Eukaryota; Metazoa; Chordata; Actinopteri; Salmoniformes; Salmonidae. Gene Ontology annotation, molecular function: actin binding; small GTPase binding; microtubule binding. The record is from RefSeq and is a predicted model, not a curated record.